Messenger RNA from Penicillium canariense, 1716 nucleotides. RefSeq names its product MDR family MFS transporter. NCBI's taxonomy places the organism in Eukaryota, Fungi, Ascomycota, Eurotiomycetes, Eurotiales, Aspergillaceae. The transcript has 6 exons. Bases 1 to 1716 code for a protein of 571 amino acids. Gene Ontology annotation, biological process: transmembrane transport. Gene Ontology annotation, molecular function: transmembrane transporter activity. The record is from RefSeq and is a predicted model, not a curated record.
AUGCCCGGAGUUCUUGAACAUCCACCAGCCCUCUCCAAUCCCGAUAGCUCGGGAGUCGAUUUGGCAGACAAAAAUGGGACCCGCGUGAUGUUCAACGAACAGACUAAUUAUGUCCCCAAGCGUACCAUUAUCACGAUCUUUCUGGCCUGCUCUAGUGUUGACUUGCUUGCUUUGAUGGACCAGACGAUGCUGGCGGCGUCAUUGUCCAUCAUUGGAAAUGCAUUGGGUGCGAGCGACCAGACAUCCUGGAUCUCCGGGGGUACUUUGUGUAAGCUGCCACCCAGAAUUGAUCCCGAAGCUCCUCAAAAAAGACUGCUCUACGGCAAACUUUCCGACAUCUGGUCGCGGAAGUUGGUGCUCUUCGUCGGCCUCGCCAUCUUCUUCUUCGGCUCGCUUGCUGCCUCGCUGUCGCAGACGGUCACCCAGCUCAUUAUAUUUCGAGCAUUCACGGGUGUCGGCGGCGGAGGGCUGAUGACUGUCGCCCAAAUGAUCGUGAGCGAUGUCGUUCCUCUCCGGGAGCGAGGGAAAUACCAAGGAAUCCUCGGCGCUGUGGUUGCCAUUGCGAACGGCAUUGGUCCUGUGAUCGGCGGUGCACUGGCAUCGAUCUCAGAAGACUCGUGGCGAUGGAUCUUCCGGCUGAACCUACCAUUGACAGCCCUCACAACGCUCUGCGUGCUCUUUUUCAUGCCAUUGCGAAAAGUGGAGGGCGAUUGGAGGCUUAAGUUGAAGGCAGUUGAUUGCUUCGGGGGCCUGUUGGCACUUGGAGGCACGUCUGUGUUUCUGUUGGGUCUGAAUUGGGGAGGUGGAGAAUACAAGUGGUACUCGGCACAUGUUGUUGCGACUUUGGUCAUCGGCUUUGCCAUCUCUGUUGCUUUUGUUGCUUGGCAAUGGAAGGGCACGAAGGUACCAUUAGUUCCAAUGCACAUCUUCAAGAGCAGGACUGUCAAUGGAGCUUGCUUGACCAUGUUCGUCAACGGAUGGAACUUCUUGGUUCAGAUCUACUACAUUCCCACCUUCUACCAGCUGGUGUUUGGGUACUCGACGGUCAUCUCAGGCGCGAUGUUGCUUCCAAUUACCUUGAUGCAGACCCUCAGCAGUACUCUCUCGGGUCUUAUCGUUCAUUGGGUCGGUCGCUAUCGUGAAUGCAUCCUAUUUGGCUGGGUCAUCUGGGCAGUUGGGCUCGGGCUUUUCUCAACACUGGAUGAAUCCUCUGGGAAGGCAAAGCAGAUUGGAUAUGGCAUUUUGACAGGUAUUGGUGUCGGUAACACCCUGCAGCCAUCUCUUAUUGCAGUCCAAGCGGGUGUCGAACGACGGGACAUGGCUGUUGUCACCUCGUUCCGGAAUUUUGUCCGAAACCUCGGAGGCACUCUAGGCCUUGCAAUUGCCGGAACAAUUAUUAACAAUAUCAUCGCAUCCUCGAUUUCGGUCCUCGAUCUCGACCAAUCUGAAUCACGGGCGCUCCUCUCAAGUCCACAAACCUACCUGUCCAACCAGCCUGCCGAUGAUGCCAAGCGCAUCCGCAGCGUGCUCAUUCCGGCCUACAGGAAAGGUUUCCGGAUCAUAUUCAUUAUUGGAGCGGUGUUGGCGGCACUAGCGUUCUUCUUGGCAUUCUGGCUCAUGCCACAGAUUGGUCUGAAGCGAGAUGACGACGAAAAGCUGAAGGAGGAGGGGAAGAAGCGGGUCAACGGAGAACUAGACGAGGAAAAGAGGGGCUGA